AUUUUCGCAGUUUGUCUUAUGCCGGUUCGUGUUCACUUAUCGUUCGGUUCAGGUUAACAACUUGUAAACGGUUAUUAAUUAACAAGCAAAUUAUUUUUAUUAUUUAAAUCAAAUAAAUUAUGUCUUUCAUUGGAAUUAAACUACUGCGCAAUGUGUCGCUCUUGAAUAAACUCAUUGCUGGUCAGCAUAAACAAACAGCACGUCUGCUGCAUCAGACUACUGCACUGUGCGCUGUGCGUGUACAACAGCCGGCCCCUGAUUUUAAAGGCCUGGCAGUCGUCGGCAAUGACUUCCAGGAGAUCAAACUUGAGGACUACAGAGGAAAAUAUUUGGUUUUGUUUUUCUAUCCACUAGAUUUCACCUUCGUCUGUCCAACAGAAAUUGUUGCAUUUAGCGAACGCAUUAAGGAGUUCCAGGACAUCAACACCGAAGUUGUAGGUGUCUCUGUUGACUCGCAUUUUAGCCAUCUUACUUGGUGUAAUGUGGAACGUAAGAACGGUGGCGUCGGCAAACUGAAAUAUCCAUUGCUCUCAGACAUCACCAAGAAGAUAUCUGCUGAUUACGACGUUCUGCUUGAUAAGGAAGGCAUCUCGCUGCGUGGCACAUUUAUUAUUGACCCCAAGGGCGUGUUGCGUCAGUACAGUAUCAAUGAUUUGCCUGUAGGUCGUUCUGUGGAUGAGGUUUUGCGGUUGAUCAAGGCGUUCCAAUUUGUCGAGGAGCAUGGCGAAGUGUGCCCGGCCAAUUGGAAUCCAAAAACAAACCCAGCUACAAUUAAGCCAGACGUAGAUGAGUCCAAGCAGUACUUCAGCAAGCAUGGUUAAUUCUCUAAAAAACACUCCACACUUAUAACACAACAGCAAAGACUUUAAUAAAGCUCUAAACUAAUAUUUUGU
Molecule: messenger RNA, 893 nt
Organism: Drosophila hydei
Lineage: Eukaryota; Metazoa; Arthropoda; Insecta; Diptera; Drosophilidae
Product: peroxiredoxin-2
Exons: 4
Coding region: 120-821 (233 amino acids)
Biological process (GO): hydrogen peroxide catabolic process; cell redox homeostasis; cellular response to stress
Cellular component (GO): cytosol; mitochondrion
Molecular function (GO): thioredoxin peroxidase activity
Source: RefSeq, a predicted model, not a curated record